GGUCCCUGCGGCGGAGGCUCUGCACAGCGCGCACCUCCCCGGCUGCUUAGGGCGGGCGCCCAGCGGACCAGAAGCCGGCUUCCUUGUUGACAUGCUUCUCCAACUCUGAAGCUUUACACGUCCUGAAAUACAAAAGUUUACUCAGGUGCUGCUGGUGUGGCUCAGUGGGUACAAUACUCAAAACAUGAACAACAAUACAUAUUACCAAUGUUCAAAGCUGAUUCGGGUAAAACCAGGAUACAGUUGCAUACCCUCUAUUCCAGAGGAAUUAGAAAAGCCAAAGUAAUGGAUAACAGAAAAGAGCCUCCAUUCUUCAAUGAAGAUAACGUGGAAGCAUUUUACUACAAAAUUCCUUUGUAUGAUACCAUGGAGCUCUUCAUUGAAACAUUGACUGGAACAUGUUUUGAGCUGAGAGUUUCACCCUUUGAAGCUGUUAUUUCUGUGAAAGCAAAAAUUCAAAGAUUGGAAGGUAUUCCCAUCUGUCAGCAGCACUUAAUUUGGAAUAACAUGGAACUUGAAGAUGAGUAUUGCUUGAAUGAUUACAACAUUUCCGAAGGUUGUACCUUGAAGCUGGUUUUGGCUAUGCGUGGUGGACCUAUAAAUACCAGAAAAGUUCCUAUGGAAGAUCCACUUAGGGAGAUGGCUGAGUAUAUGGAUUCCAGUCGAGAUGAAGUCUGGGAGAAAACUUCCUGCAACAAACAAGUUACGUUCUUGGUGUACCGAGAAGGAGAUCAAUUGAAUUUCUUUCGUGUAGUAGAUAGGGGAGAUGGCACUUUAACACCAUUAUCUGAAUCGUUAAGUGGUGGUUCUGUGUAUAACUUGUAUACAGAUGAGGAUGAAGAAGCUGAGCCUUCUCCUUCAGGGCAACAGAUCAUUGAAAAUUCAAUCACCAUGAACAAGAUGAAGCUGCUGAAGGCGAAGAUGGAGAACAUGAACCUCAGCAAGAAGCCUAAGAAGGUCGUCAGGGUGAAGCCCCGCCCGCCCGUGGCUCCAAGGCCGGCCAGCGGCUCCUCGGCAGCGGCGCGGCACCGGCUGCUGAGAGUCCUGCCACACAUCGGGCAGCCCUGCCCGCCCUCCCCGUCGGCCGCGCCUCGGCCCGAGGCCUCCCGGAAUGCAGGUGUGUUCUUUCUCAAAACAGGAGAAUGCCCUCAUCACCUCCCACCCGUGAAAGCCCCCCUUCAAACAAAGAAGAAGACAAAGCAUUGUUUUCUUUGUGGAAAGAAAACAGGACUGGCUACUAGCUACGAAUGCAGAUGUGGAAACAACUUCUGUGCAUCUCAUCGCUAUGCAGAAACUCACGGCUGCACCUAUGAUUACAAGAGUGCAGGGAGGAAAUACUUGCAGGAGGCAAAUCCUGUGGUUAACGCACCAAAGCUUCCAAAAAUCUAACUUUCCCCUGCACCCCACUGCUCUGCCCGAGGAAUCGCAUUAUAUUGACAGAAGACAUGUUGCUUAGACUGCAUUAUUUUUGUUCGUCUCCAAAAGAUUUGCCAAAUAAGAGCAUAUAAUGCAUACUGUUGAAGAAUGAGAGUGCUCCUGUAUUUGAUGUCUUUAUUCUUUGGUAAAUCAAAACUUUUUAGUUUUAAAAGCUUU
This is a messenger RNA of Dipodomys ordii (Ord's kangaroo rat), 1593 nucleotides long. It is a transcript of the gene Zfand4, whose product is annotated as zinc finger, AN1-type domain 4. The transcript has 10 exons. Bases 208 to 1389 code for a protein of 393 amino acids. Gene Ontology annotation, molecular function: zinc ion binding; protein binding. Lineage: Eukaryota; Metazoa; Chordata; Mammalia; Rodentia; Heteromyidae. The record is from RefSeq and is a predicted model, not a curated record.